Megalobrama amblycephala (Wuchang bream) is the source of this 1048-nucleotide messenger RNA. RefSeq lists its product as uncharacterized. Bases 84 to 641 code for a protein of 185 amino acids. Gene Ontology annotation, molecular function: ubiquitin binding. The record is from RefSeq and is a predicted model, not a curated record. Gene Ontology annotation, biological process: protein transport; protein modification process; endosome to lysosome transport. The transcript is spliced from 6 exons. Lineage: Eukaryota; Metazoa; Chordata; Actinopteri; Cypriniformes; Xenocyprididae. Gene Ontology annotation, cellular component: ESCRT I complex.
CUUCCUGUUGUGAAAAAACACUGUAAGAUCUUCAGGAGGUAAACAGCACUUCUUCUGUGUCAGUUUGUAUUUAAUUUGAAGUCAUGACAGUUACACCAGUCCGUAAUCUAAGGAGGAUAUUACCUAAGACAUAUGAUCACAGGAGAAAGGUGCUGUCAGAGAUCUCUACGGUUUUGUCUCAUCAUCAGUAUCUUGAGCCAGUGCUGGAGAGAUUUGUCUUUAAUGAUGGCACAGCGAAGACCUUGAUCAGUUUGACUGGAACUGUUGAGAUGUUUUAUAAAGGGAAACGGUACAAUAUUCCAGUGAGUUUGUGGCUAAAGGAAAGUUAUCCACACACUGCCCCCAUCUGCUAUCUGAAACCCACCCCUGAGAUGGUUAUUGUGACUAGCAGACACGUCAGCAGCAAUGGAGAGAUCCUGUUGCCUUACCUGGAUGAGUGGAAACAUAAGCAGUGUGACUUGCACAGCUUGAUUCAGGUUAUGAUGACUGUGUUUAGUGAGGUCCCUCCUCUGCGUAUGUGUCUUGACCCAGAAGAUUUAAGCUCUGCUCACACAGUACACUCACUUGAGGAAUUGUCACAUGUGACGCUGGACAGAGAGGAUGAUCUUCCUUUCUCAGAACAUAAUGAAACUGUCUGUUAGCUUGCUAAAUGUCUUUGCAAUAUGAUUUGUAUAUUUAAUUAUUAAUUAAUUUUUUUUGUAUAAAAAUAAUAAUAAUGAAUGUUCAAUUUGAGCUGUAUGAAUGUAAAUGUCAAAUGUCAUGUAAAUUUUAUGUAAAUACAUAAGUCACAUGUUUAUGAUGCAAUGUUUUCCUAGUGAUUUAUGCUCAUUGAAUCUAUAUUAAGUUAUAUGUAUUAUAUCAAAAUAUGUACUAAAUAAUAAGUAGGGUAUUAUAAAUAUACACUACAUUUUCACUCACAUUUUAUGAACAUGCAUUUAUGUAAUAAACUGAAAUGCAUUGCAUUAAUCUAAAAGUAGUUUAAAUGAAUCAAGUAUUGAAUUGUCUAUGGAGGUUUAAACGGCAGUGGAGUUUAAAAAAUGUGAACCAA